This is a messenger RNA of Arachis stenosperma, 3798 nucleotides long. RefSeq names its product telomerase reverse transcriptase. Gene Ontology annotation, biological process: telomere maintenance via telomerase. Gene Ontology annotation, molecular function: telomeric repeat DNA binding; telomerase RNA binding. Gene Ontology annotation, cellular component: telomerase catalytic core complex. Bases 1 to 3696 code for a protein of 1231 amino acids. The transcript has 11 exons. The record is from RefSeq and is a predicted model, not a curated record. Lineage: Eukaryota; Viridiplantae; Streptophyta; Magnoliopsida; Fabales; Fabaceae.
AUGGCGAGGAAACGCAGGCCUACAGUACCCGGCGUCCUAUGGCGCAUGUUCCGCAACCGAGCGCGUACACUCUGCGACACCAUUAUCUCGCUGCUCCCUCCGCCGCUUGCAUCGCCGGACCUUUGCCGCUGCAAUGGCCGCCGUUGCCUUGGCUGCGCUGCCGACGCCAUGUCGUUCCUCCUUAGGCCCGACGACCCCUCCGAUUACCGCAAACUCCUCACAAAGUGCUUUGUCGUCGUCGCCGGAAACGCGCCUUCAGUCCCCUGUUUCUAUCACUGUUCUCCUGUUACCUGUCCCCAAAAUGAGAUUGUGUGUAAGGUCAUUGAAGAGAUGCUGUGUAGAAGGCAAACAGCUAAGACCAAUGUGUUGUGCGUUGCUUAUGAUAGGAGAAAACGCUCAAGCCAUAUUGUGGAGCUUUUAAGCUGUGCAUCUUGGUGUUGCCUGUUAGGAAGAGUUGGACACGAUCUUAUGAUUUAUUUAUUGAACAAUACAUCGAUAUUCCUGCCAGCUCCCCGUGGAAAACACUAUCAGGUGGGAGGUCCUCCUAUCAAUGAGAAAUGCUUUGAGAUGCUCAAGUGCUCGUCAAAGUCUGGCUAUCAACAUCCUUCUGUUCAUAAAUGCGGAGCAAAUAAAAGAAAAAGAUCUGAAUCAGAUGAUGUUGGAAACUUAACAUGUAAGCAACAAAAGAGCCAUAUAUCUUACAGCACGGAUGGUCUUAGUGGCCUUGCAAGUAGUCUUGGCUUAACUAGUGUGGAGUCUUCAACCCUAAUGAUCAAUCAUCAUGAGAGCAUCAAUGACAACAAUGUCUCUGAUGUUCCCAGGCCAAAAAGAACUGCUACUGUUAUAACAAAGUCAGAAUCAGAAGGGAAACAAGGUUUGAGUAGUUGUACACCUAGGCUUGGAAAAAGAUCUAGGGCAUUUAGAUGGCAGCGGCACAGAAGCAAAAAACAGAAGCAAUCAACGACUGAUGAGAACAGUUUACUUAUUAAUAGGAAUAUGGAUACUACUAAUAAUGAUUGUGCUCAUGCUAGUUUUCAGUGUGACAAUACUAGCCCAAGUUUUCAUGAAAAGUUGCAGAUGACUUGGCAAUGUUCUUGCUGUUCACUCUUGCAAUCUCUUCAAGCUGUUCAGAAGGCAAUCGAUAUCAAAAGGCAUCCUAUCUUCUACAACAUUGAGUCUUCACCCUCAGUUCUUCCAAAGAAACAUAUUUUAUAUUCGUUAUGGCCAAAUUUGACUUCUUCAAAAAGUCUCAUUGGCGAUGUGUUUGGCUUCGUAGAUGCAAGUACCAGCACUCGGCCAAUUCCUUGUUCCCACAGCAGUGGCUCAUGUCUCAUUGGCUCUGCAUGCCUGUACCACUCCCUUGUUAAGUGGUUUAAACAUCUCAUUCGCAGGACACAGUGUUGCCAGCAUACAAAGCUCUUGGCUAAGCAUUGUGUAGAUAAUAUUGAAGCAAUUGAUUCACAGUGUGAGGCAGUUAAGUCAUACUGCUCGAAAAGUCAAGUGGUAUCUUUCAUAUGGGCUGUUUCUAGGAGUUUAGUUCCUUACGAGUUAUUAGGUUCUCCUUCCAAUCAGAGAAUCAUGAGGAGAAAUAUUUCGAAGUUCAUUAACUUACGGAGAUUUGAGAAAUUUCCUUUAAAGUUAUGCAUGCAUGGACUUAAAACUUCAAGAUUUCCUUUCCUAUCAAAUGAGUAUUUCUUGAAUAGUCAAAAUGCUUGCUUUCGAACAGAUGUAGAAGGACAUCAUAAAGUGUUUCAUGAAGAAUUUAGAAAAUGGAGCAAUGCUAUACAUGAUAUUAAAUGUAAGCUUCUAGAGAAGUGGAUAUUCUGGUACUACUCUUUCCUUGUUGUACCAUUGGUGCAAGCAAAUUUUUAUGUUACUGAAAGUGAACAAGGGAAGAACGAUGUUUUCUAUUAUUGCAAACCUGUUUGGAACAAAUUGACAAAUAGAACUAUCAACUGCUUCAAAGACAGUGGAUACAGUUCUCUGGAUAAUGUGGCUGUACAAAAUAUUCUUAGUGGCAGACCAUUUGGAUUUUCAAAGCUCAGACUUCAACCAAAAGAAAAUGGAGUAAGGAUGGUGGCAAAUCUCAAAGGUUCGUCAAGAAUGCCACUGCAUAUGCCUACUUCGGCUUCGGGAGCUCAAUAUACCCGAAGAGAGGGAACAUUAACACAGCAGAAAACCAGGUCUGAACGCUAUCAAUCUGUAAAUUUUGCGCUUCGUGAUGCCCAUACCAUUCUAAAAGGUAUUCAGUUUAAGGAUCCUUUGAAGCUAGGUUCUUCAGUGUUUGAUUACAAUGAUGUUUACAAAAAAUUAUGCACAUUUUUGGUUGGCCAGAAGAAGGGAUUGACACAUGUGCCUAAUCUAUUUAUCAUCACAUCUGAUGUAUCGAAAGCAUUUGAUUCUGUUGAUCAGGAGAAACUGCUUGGCAUAAUGAAAGAUAUUCUUGUGGAAGAUGAAUAUUUUCUAAAGCAGUAUGAUCAAAUUGUUUGCACAAAGAAAUCUUUGUGGGUUCAAAAACAAUUUACAAUGCUGGAAACCUUCAAAGCUGGGCAUACACAAUUCACUUCCUUUCAAUCUCGGCAUUCUGUCUUUGUCAACCAGGAGCGUCGGAAGCACGUGAGGAAGAAAUUGCUAUUUUCAUAUCUCACUGAGCAUGUGAAGCACAAUGUGUUGCAGUUUGAUGGGAAAUUUUUCUUGCAAGGUGUUGGUAUUCCCCAGGGAGGUGUUUUAUCUACUUUGCUUUGCUCCUUUUAUUAUGGACAUUUGGAGCAACAUGUGAUAUUCCCAUUUCUUAGAAGGGCACUUGAAUCUGGAAGUUGCAAGGAUAAUGAUGCUGCAAACACCAAUAGUGGGGAUAAAGUCUCAUCUCCAUGUUAUCUACUAAUGCGAUUUAUUGAUGAUUUUCUUUUUCUAUCAACUUCAAAGAAGCUGGCAGCUAGCUUUUUGUCCAGGAUGCAAAGAGGAUUUCGUGCUUAUAACUGCUACAUGAAUGUGAGAAAGUUUGGUGCAAACUUUGAUGUAGAACAGAUGUCAGGUUCCCUCUUGAACAGGAUUUAUGUGGGCAAAGAUGGUGCAACUUCAUUUAUUCGUUGGAGUGGUCUGCUAAUCAACUCCUCAACUAUGGAAAUUCAGGCUGACUACACAAGGUACUUGAAUAACCAUCUAAGCUCAACACUUACAGUUUGCUGGCAUGGAAAUCCAGGCAUUAAUCUAAAGGAGAAGUUGUAUCUCUUUUUAAGACCUAAAUGCCAUCCUAUAUUCUUCGAUUCAAAUAUCAAUUCAGACGCUGUUGUCAGAUUGAAUAUUUAUCAAGUAUUUGUGUUAUGUGCUAUGAAGUUUCAUUGUUAUAUUCGUGACCUGACAUUCAUCUGCAAACUUCCGAAAAAAUAUUGUUUGGACAUUAUUUGGAGAUCUUUUAGAUAUAUGUACUUGUUGAUAAAGAAAAGGAUGCGCUCCAUGCGUCUUGGUUCUGGUAUCCGGCCAAUUCUUAAGUUGAAGAAGGAAGAAGUGCAAUGGCUUGGGCUUCAUGCUUACGUAAAAGUAUUGAAGCGAAAGGAAUCGCGUCAUAAGGCAUUGCUAGCGUCAUUAAGGUCAAGGUCGUUGUCAUCACCUGAAAUAUCUAGGUGUGUGACACCUGACCUGAUUUAUGCAGUAAAUGCCAAAAACAACACUUUGCUUUGGAGGAUCAAGUAUUAGUUCCUAAAGAUAGGCCCUUAGGAUGGAACUAUUUUCUUUUAGUUUUGUGUUGAAACAUUGAUAAGCACUUCUACCUUGCAUCACGAAAAAGAUUUUGUAAAA